AUGGGACGUGGAAAGAUUGAGAUAAAGAGGAUCCAGAACACCACCACAAGGCAAGUCACCUUCUCCAAAAGAAGAACUGGCCUCAUCAAGAAGACACAUGAACUUUCUGUGCUUUGUGAUGCACAGAUCGGCCUCAUCAUCUUCUCCAGCACAGGGAAGAUGUUCCAGUACUGCACCGAACCCUUAAGGAUGGAGCAGAUAAUAGAAAAGUACCAGAGAUCAACAGGAACUCGCAUAAUGGAACGUGAUCACCCCCGGGAAGAAUUAUUCCAUGACAUAGCAAUGCUGAGGCAAGAAACUCUCCGUCUUGAAUUGGGAAUUCAACGCUAUCUUGGAGAGGACAUGGGCUGUUUACAAUAUGAAGAGUUGACUAAACUUGAACAAGAAUUAGAGAACUCUGUGGCAAAAGUUCGAAACCGUCAGAAUGAGCUCUUGCAACAGCAAAUGGAGAAUCUGCGAAGGAAGGAAAGGAUCAUGGAAGAGGAAAACAACAAUUUGUCCAAUUGGAUUCAGGAGCACCGAGCAGUGUUGGAGUUUCAGAAGGCUACAGUGGAAGCAAACAAACCAGUGCAAGUAAUGGAUCACUUCCCAUUCUUUGAAGAGCAACCUGCUGGUAGCAUCCUUCAACUUGCUUCCCCUGUGCUUCCACACCUUCAUCCAUAUCUUCAGCUGGCACAGCCCCACAACCAUAACAAUGGUAUUAAUUCAACUAUAUCUUAA
This is a messenger RNA of Abrus precatorius (Indian licorice), 720 nucleotides long. Its product is annotated as protein TRANSPARENT TESTA 16. The transcript is spliced from 6 exons. Gene Ontology annotation, biological process: positive regulation of transcription by RNA polymerase II. The coding region runs from base 1 to 720 and encodes 239 amino acids. Gene Ontology annotation, molecular function: RNA polymerase II cis-regulatory region sequence-specific DNA binding; DNA-binding transcription factor activity, RNA polymerase II-specific; protein dimerization activity. The record is from RefSeq and is a predicted model, not a curated record. Gene Ontology annotation, cellular component: nucleus. NCBI's taxonomy places the organism in Eukaryota, Viridiplantae, Streptophyta, Magnoliopsida, Fabales, Fabaceae.